Molecule: messenger RNA, 4988 nt
Organism: Diorhabda carinulata
Lineage: Eukaryota; Metazoa; Arthropoda; Insecta; Coleoptera; Chrysomelidae
Gene: PAPLA1
Product: SEC23-interacting protein
Exons: 10
Coding region: 254-3286 (1010 amino acids)
Cellular component (GO): COPII-coated ER to Golgi transport vesicle
Molecular function (GO): metal ion binding
Source: RefSeq, a predicted model, not a curated record
AUUAACAAUUUUCAACAAUGUUGAAAGUAAUUAAUAUAAUUUCUCAAAACCAACUAUUUUCAAUUAAAUAACAUUUAUAAAAUAUUGAUUCAUUAUAAAAUGCUUUAAUCUAAUCUCAUUAGUCAAACGAACGCUUUUUUAAGAGUUCAGUUUUAUAAUAUUGAACGCACCUUUCAUUUAAUGUCUUUUUGUUUGUUAUUAAUCAGUGUGUAACAUCUGGAUGAUAUAAACCCAAUAAUUCUAGUAUUCAAAAAUGAAUGAUCCAACGAAAAAAAUGAAAAAUCCUUUGUUUAAUGUAUCUGUGACAGGAGGAACUUUUGAGGAUUUUUCUCAAAACGCUAUAUUAUUACCAGCUAAGGAAAAACCUCCUCUUCCCACUCUUAACCUCACUCCAGAGCAACUUUUGAGGGAAUUAUUACCAGAUUCAAAAUCAUCCGAGGGAGUGAAUAAUCAACCAGUAGAACCUAUAUCAGGCGAAUUUACUUAUUCAAAUCCUCAGCCCAUUGUAUACAACCAAAAUAUAUCUGAAGUACGACCAUCUCCUAACGUGAACUAUUCUCAAGAACUUCCUGAUAUUUCAACUUUACAACCCCAUUUGAAUCAAAACACGAAUCAUACUUCAUCAGUGUUUUCCUCUUUUUCUAACAUAUUGAAUAUUGGAGGUUCGAAUAAUAAUUCGAAGAAAGAGGAAGUUACAGUGCCCGCUCCCGCGGGAAUUGAAGAAUUAAUUAAUCAGGGUACCUGUAAUUCUGAGCCUGUACCUUUAUUUUCCACAAAUACUUCCGAGUUCGUUCAACAAAAACCUCCAACCACUACAGGCCCAGUAAAUGUUUUCAGAAGACCCGGUCUAAAACGACCAGCAUAUGCUCAGAUACCAGGCCUGUCAAACGAUCCUGUACCCCCGCAGAAUAUUCCUCAGAAUCUACCACCACCAAAUUUACCUCCUCUACCAGUAUCUUCUCAUCCAAUCCCCCAAAACUAUUUUGUACCGUCAGCUCCUUCUCCAGUAAACUCAGUUUCUUCUAUCAGUAGUAUCGAGCCUGCUAUUCAGAAUUUACCAAACUACUUCAAACCUAUAUCCCCGCCACCUCCUAACUUACAGGCUUCGUUUAAUAUUUCUGAACCAUUAAUACCUGUACCAGUUCAACCAGCUCAGUUUUCCUUUUUCUCUGGAAGUUCUCACAACAUAAUACAGAACACACCAGUUAUGGACGCCAUUCCAACGAACGAAUUUUCUAAAAAAUCCCAUAUGGAACAGACUUCUUCAUCCAAAACAGUAACAACUGUUGGUAAUGGAAAUAGUGUUAAUCCCGUGAUUAAUCAGGUUUAUAGACCUGUUUACCACCAUUGGUUUUUUCAAAAAGAAGUGGAAGGUAAAAAAAAUUGGCAACCCUUUUCAAUGGUAGAUUCUUUGUGUCUAGAACAAGCAUUCACUUCAAAUGACUUAGAUCCAGAUAAAGUAAUAGCAACAGAUGGUGGACGUUAUGACGUGAAUAUUUUAAGAAGACAACGACAUCCAGUAUAUUGGAAAGGAACUCCCAACGAAGUUAGACGAUGCUCCUGGUUCCACAAGAACAGCACUGACGGUAAACUUAUUCCAUAUGAAGAGAAUAUUUCUACAAUGCUAGAAGAAGAAUAUAGGUCUGCUUUUGAGACUAAUAAUUGGCAUAGGACGAUUGAGUUGUCUCGAGGAGAAUCAAUUGUUUUCCACGGACCAGAUGUUAUGGUUCUUUUUUCACCUUCCCAAACUCCUGACUCCUGGAGUCAAACAACUAAUCAAUCCCGGCCUAGGGUGGUUAAACGAGGAAUGGACGAAUUUGAUAUAGAUGACGGGGAACCAGCUCAAGUAGACCAUAUUCUAUUCAUAGUACAUGGUAUUGGCUCUGUUUGUGACUUGAAAUUCCGCUCAGUAGAAGAAGUUGUGGACGAAUUUCGACAUAUAUCUCUUCAGCUAGUCCAGUCUCACUAUAGAUCCUCAUGUGAUCAAGGAAAAGUUAAUAGGGUCGAAGUUUUGCCUGUUAGUUGGUAUGAUAGGUUACAUUCAGAGGAAACAGGAAUAGACGAACAACUGAAGAGUAUUACUCUCAAGAGUUUAUCGAAGUUGAGAAAAUUUACUAAUGAUACUUUAUUGGAUAUCUUGUUUUAUACUAGUCCUGUGUACUGUCAGACAAUUGUCUCUACUGUAGGUACGGAAUUGAAUAGAUUAUAUGAUCUGUUUAAACAAAGAAAUCCCAAUUUUACUGGCGGGGUAUCUCUAGGUGGCCACAGUUUAGGAAGUCUCAUACUUUUCGAUUUGUUAUGUCAUCAACUUCCUUCUUCAGAAACUGAAUGUGAAGAUAAAGAAGAAAUACUAUCUAGUAGCCCAGGUACGACCAAGCCAGCUCCUCUACAAAGAAAAAUGAGUAAGAGGAUAAGUUACAUGAUGGGAGCUAUAGGAACCGGUCAACCGCAGAUACAUUAUCCUCAUCUUAAUUUUGAACCAAAGAAUUUUUUCGCUUUGGGAUCACCCAUAGGUAUGUUUGUUAUUGUAAGAGGUUUGGAUACUUUGGGUGAAAGUUUUUCGUUGCCGACUUGCCCAGCUUUUUUCAAUAUUUUCCAUCCUUACGAUCCGAUUGCAUACAGAAUCGAGUCUCUUAUUAAACCAGAGUUUGCAAAUUUAAAACCAGUAUUAAUUCCACAUCAUAAAGGCCGCAAGAGAAUACAUUUAGAAUUAAAAGAAACAAUGGUGCGUGUAGGAGCUGACUUGAAACAAAAAGUUAUAGAUUCUAUGCGAAACACUUGGAAUACAUUCUAUCACUUAGCAACGUUCCACAAACAAACUCCUCCAAGCUUGGAAGAAGAGGUUUCCAAAGUGUUCAAUGAACAAAUUGAAGAAAAAGUUGAACUUGAGAAUGAUACUAUUUUAGAAUCCACCAGUACUCCAAUCGGUAAUUUAAAUGGUGGCAGACGAAUUGAUUAUGUACUUCAAGAAGCUCCAUUUGAAAUUAUUGACUAUGUAUUCGCUUUACAAAGUCAUGUUUGCUAUUGGGAGUCUGAAGACACAAUAUUACUCAUGUUAAAGGAAAUAUAUUCUUCUAUGGAUAUUACCAGUGAUAGCCAAAUUCCACAGCAAACCAUGACGAUAGAAAGACCUAUGCAUUCCUCUACAAGUAGUAGAGUAGUACCAAAACCAUCUGUAUCAUUGCAAAACAAUCAGCAACCUACAGGAAUGGAUCCUACUACACCUAUAACUGUGAAUGACCCUCUCCGACCUCCACCUACUACCGGUUUCGUCCGGAAAACCUAAUACAUGCUAUUCGAGUGGUUUUAUAAGCCACUUGCCGAAAGAUACGCCCCGUAUUUAUUGCACACCAAUUUUCAAUCUAACAUUAAACGAAGAAAACUACCGAGGUAAACGUACGUACUAUUGGUAUAAUAUGGUAGCCAAUAAAGGUCAAAAUCGACUAACUACCUCAACGUUUCUACUAUUGCACUAUUAAGAAUAAAAUAAUCCAUUCACUCGAAUCAACUCGGUUCCAUUUUUAAAUACUGCUCUAGAAUAUAAACUCCAUUUUUUAUUAACAGAACACCCUAUUUGGGGCUUAAAAGGUCGAUACUUUCCCGGGGGAAUUGGGUUGCUCCCUGAAACAUUGUCAUUUAACCGGCGCUAAGGUCCUUUGAGAACCAGGGCUUUCUCAACAAUCGACUGCCAUUUCUUUCUGUCCUGAGCAUGGUGCCUCCAACCCCUAGCUGGGUUAGGUCCGCUUCAACCUCCUCCAAUACAUGGUUCAGAGUGAGUAUCAUCUCCACGUGUCUUAGCCAUCUCAAACGCGCCCCCCGGAUGAACGCCACCAAAUCUGUCUCAGCGCAGCAUUCUCCAGAUCCUCCACGCACCAUUCUCGCAAACAGGGUCAGAAUUUUACGUUCCCAGCUGUUCAAAAUCCGCUCACUCAGUUUAGUCUAGCAUCCACAUGUGACUACGACGAAUUAUUGUCUUGUGAAUUCCGAGCUUGACCUUGGUGAGUGCCCUCUAAACUUCAGAGCUCUCUGGACUGCCCAAAAUAAUCUGUUCCCCGCAGCAACUCUUGUUGUCACUUCAUUAUCUUCAGUUAUCAAUGCUCGAAAAUAUUUGAAUUGGUGGCACUACUCUCUAACUUGGAACGUGGUUUGGGAGGUCGGGGCUCUCCUUCAGGUUCUCAUGUACAUGGUUUUCUGUUUGGUACAUGGUUUUCAAUAACUUGUAUUUUGAAACAAAUUCGAACAGUUUUGGAAAACUUGCAAGACUGUGAUUUUACACAGAAAUGUAUUUUUUAUAAAAGUAUUUGUUAGAUAUUUUUCAGAAUUUUAAAAGAUCUCCCGAUAAUUUUAUUUUUAUAAGCUUUGUUCGCGGUAGAUAUCCCGAACGUGCCCUGGCACCAGAUUCAUACGCAUUUUGAAAUAGUGCGUUCGCAGUGCUAAUAUAACUUGUUCGGGAUUUAAAAUUCUGUGUUCGCGGAGCACACAUUUAUAAUUCCGAACGUGUUCUGAAUACGUCGAAUGUAUCCUCGGACUUGGGUAAGAAUUUUCAAUCCGGCGCAUGUGCAUUCAUUCUUGUGAUAUUUACCACGAAAUAACCUCUAACGAACAUGUUCUGAACAAAGCAUGCGCAUUUCACACAUCCAGGAAUGUGUCUAAAUUAUAUACCGUGAACAAAGAUAUAGAGUUAGUUUUCUUUCUAAUAAUUGAGCUGAAAAGCAGCCUCGAUUGGGAGUAAAAUAUUCAUAAGAGGAUGCCGUUUAACCUUAAUCUAAUGUCGAUAAUGAAAAUUUUUUCAAAUUAGGAUUUAAACAACAAAAAUACAUUUUUUUAUGAAAUUACUGUGAGAUCUUUUAUUCUCCUUAUAAUUCCAUGUUGUGGGUUGAUAUAAAUUUAGGAGUUUUGUGUUAUUGUUAAUUUGAUAGUUUAUUAAUGUUUUGAAAUUGGGUUGUGUUAUUUUAUUUGUCAAACGUUAAAUAGAUUUUUAUAUUUUU